This is a messenger RNA of Centruroides sculpturatus (bark scorpion), 1301 nucleotides long. Its product is annotated as peripheral plasma membrane protein CASK-like. The record is from RefSeq and is a predicted model, not a curated record. The transcript is spliced from 6 exons. Gene Ontology annotation, cellular component: cell-cell junction; plasma membrane. NCBI's taxonomy places the organism in Eukaryota, Metazoa, Arthropoda, Arachnida, Scorpiones, Buthidae. Gene Ontology annotation, biological process: regulation of neurotransmitter secretion. Gene Ontology annotation, molecular function: signaling receptor binding. The annotation marks the transcript as partial.
AUUUUCAUGCGUGCCCAAUUUGAUUACAAUCCAUGCGAAGACGAACUCAUACCCUGUGCUCAAGCCGGCAUCAUCUUCAAAACGGGUGACAUUUUGCAAGUGGUCAGUAAAGACGAUCAUAAUUGGUGGCAAGCAAGAAAAGAAGGAACUGAUUCGAUGGCCGGUCUCAUUCCUUCUCCGGAAUUACAAGAAUGGAGAAUAGCUUGUCUAGAAAUGAAAAGAUCUGGUAACAAUCAAGUGAAUUGCUCAAUGUUUAGUCGAAAAAAGAAACACUUUCGAGAUAAGUACUCAGUGAAACACAAUGCCGUAUUUGAUCAGUUAAAUUUAGUUACUUAUGAAGAAGUGGUAAAAUUACCAUCUUUCAAAAGGAAAUCUCUAGUUUUACUUGGUGCUCAUGGAGUUGGGAGACGACAUAUAAAAAACAUGCUUAUUAAUAAUCAUCCUGAGAAAUAUGCAUAUCCACUUCCAUAUACUACAAGAUAUCCAAGAAAAGGAGAAGAAAAUGGAAAGAACUAUUGUUUUGUUACUCACGAAAAAAUGAUGGCAGAUAUAUCUGCUAAUGAAUAUCUGGAAUAUGGAACACACGAAGAUGCAAUGUACGGAACAAAGUUAGAAUCCAUUAAACAGAUUCAUGCAAAUGGACAAAUGGCUGUCCUCGACGUGGAACCUCGGGCAUUAAAGAUACUCCGUACGGCGGAAUACGCCCCUUAUGUGGUGUUUAUAGAUGCUCCUUCUUUAACCAAUGUUGAAGAUACGGACGGAAGUCUUCAGCGGUUGGCAAUAGAGAGCGAUAUUCUAAAACAGGCGUACCGACAUUUCUUCGACCUGAUCAUCGUCAAUAACGAUAUCGAAGAAACGAUACUGACGCUGGAAAAGGCGUUAGACAACACCAACAACACACAGCAGUGGGUACCCGUCAAUUGGGUGUAUUGAUCUCUCCUCCAAACGUUUUCUUACCGGCACCUUUAAUGCGGAUAUACCAGUAUACCCCCCCUAUAACACUGUAGAUAAGUCCGUGUUAUAUGAAUUCCAUGUUGUACGAGUCACUUAGAUUUUACAAAUACGUGAGCCGUUCACAGCCCAGCACACGUAUUUGUAAAAUCUAAGUGACUCGUACAAGAUGGAAUUCAUAUAACACGGAAUUAUCUAGUGUUAUAGGGGGGUCUACUGGUACUGUAUCUAACGUUGAUCGAUUCGUAUAUAUUUCGAUUGCAGUGUUUUAUCUUUAUAAAAGAAAAGAAGCAAAAAUGUUAUUCAUAUUUGUGUAAUAAAAAUUGUUAAAUUUUGAAAGAAAUAUCAUG